GCGCAACGUCGAAUCGGACUGUCAUGUUGACAUAAUAACAUCAACAUUGUUUUGAUAAGAAUUAUCACGAAAUUAUUACAUAAAAAAAGUUAUUCAAACAUCUGACAUGGCUGAAAACCGUGCAAUUCUCUACGCUUACUGGUUGUCAUCAUGCUCAUGGAGGGUACGGGCAGCUCUGCAUUUCAAAGGCAUUCCCUUCGAGGAGCGACCAAUUGAUAUUGUCAAGACGAACCAGCAGAAGACUGAACAGUUCCGAGCCAUCAAUCCUGCGCAGAAAGUACCUGCUCUCGUAAUAGACAAUGUCACAUUGGUGGAGUCGAUGGCUAUCGUGCAGUACCUGGAGGACACUCAUCCUGAACCAACCCUGACUCCGAAGACUCCUGUGCUGAGGGCUAGAAUGAGGGAACUCUGUGAGGUGGUAGUCUCUGGCAUCCAGCCUCUACAGAAUAUCGGUCUGCGAUCCCAAUUCGACACAACAGAACAAUACACGAAAUUCACAAAAUACUGGACUGACCGUGGCUUGAUGACUUUGGAGGAUCUGCUGCAGAAAUCUGCGGGAAAAUAUUGCGUCGGAGACCAGCUCACGUUGGCUGAUUUAUGUCUGGUGCCUCAACUGUACAAUGCUGUCACCAGACACGCGCUGGACAUCAGUAAAUACCCAACAGUUUCGAAGCUAUACGAAAGUUUAUUAAAAGAGAAUGUUUUUAAAGAAACUCACCCUGAAAGUGUGAAAUCGAAAAUGUAAAAUACUUAUUGUAACAAAUGUAGAAGCGCGCCGCGGCCAUAUUAAUAAUUCAGACGCGAAAAUCGUAUUGUACUUUCGCUAUUUUCGGAUUUUAAAAAUAACAUUUUAAUUAAAAUGGUAUCAGACUUUUCUUUACUUUUUACCGUGUUUUGUUGUAUAACCAAUAUACGAAACAAUAAACCAAUUCAUUUACA
Messenger RNA from Spodoptera litura, 939 nucleotides. RefSeq names its product glutathione S-transferae zeta 2 (gene GSTz2). Lineage: Eukaryota; Metazoa; Arthropoda; Insecta; Lepidoptera; Noctuidae. The record is from RefSeq and is a predicted model, not a curated record. Gene Ontology annotation, biological process: L-phenylalanine catabolic process; glutathione metabolic process. Gene Ontology annotation, cellular component: cytoplasm. Gene Ontology annotation, molecular function: glutathione transferase activity; maleylacetoacetate isomerase activity.